Molecule: messenger RNA, 1628 nt
Organism: Rhineura floridana
Lineage: Eukaryota; Metazoa; Chordata; Lepidosauria; Squamata; Rhineuridae
Exons: 9
Coding region: 93-1553 (486 amino acids)
Biological process (GO): activation of protein kinase B activity
Cellular component (GO): plasma membrane; Golgi apparatus
Source: RefSeq, a predicted model, not a curated record
UUUAAGAAAGCCAGCUGCUGUCUCCUGCUCCUGCAGUUCUGGUCACAAACUUAACUUCUGGUGCAUGCAAAAUUCUACUUCACUAACCUGAAAUGGAUAACGCAGGAUUUGAAAUGAAUGAAGAAACACCUCAAAGUCCCACAGCCAAAUCAGGGAGGACAAAACAAGAACACCCAAAAAAGAGCCACUGGUCCCUGCUCAACAUCUUUCUGGUUUGCCUCUUGGCCUGCACGGUAACCACAGUGUUAGGGGUGCUGAUUUUGUCCCUGGUGUAUACUACCAACACUGGUUUCGAACCAAAACAGGAAGCAAACACUGAAAAGCGUGGAGUAGCAUCCCAGGAAACGCCAAGAAGGCCUCCAUACCAAACCCAGGUGGACCCCAUGUUCCAGUUUCUCCACCAGCUUGCUAAAUCCAAGAAACACCAAUUCCCAGGCGGUACUAUUCAGUGGUCAAGAUUCCGUAAAAAUGCCAAUGAAUACCAGAACAAGGAAGAGAUGGCAUUUGGAAGAAGCAUCAAUGCUCAGCGCUCCAAGAUGACAUUUGGAACUUUACUGAUCAAGAGCAAAGGAUUACGUGCUCCACACUGGCAUUUCAACGCCAAUGAGCAUGGCUACCUUUUAAAGGGCACUGCAUGGAUUGGGGUUGUUGAUGCCGGUGGAAACACAGUAACGACAUACAAUGUCACAGCGGGCCAGAUCAUUUUCUUCCCUCGGAACACAGUGCAUUGGCUCAAGAAUGUUGGUGCAGAAGACUGUUUGUUCUUGCUGUUCUUCACAACCCACGAAGAGCUUCAGACACUGGAUAUGGAUGAUGUGUUUUUCUCAACACCCGAAGACAUAGCAGCGAGAUCAUUAAAGCCUCAAGGUGGAGUGGACUUCAUCAGAACAUUCCAGAAACAAGCAGAAGACCAGGCUAUCAACCUUCCACCCAACUUAGCAGAGCUUGUUCAGAGCGCCAAUUAUGAGCAGUCUGCAGACGCACUUGUGUGGCGGUACUUCUUUAACCUCAAAGGGUCAACUGAGUUCCGCUUCCCAGGGGGCAUAAUCCAGUGGGCUCGGUAUGUAAAAGACGGGAAAGGCUUGAAACCUAAUGAAAGAAUUUACAGUGACUUUCUCCAUUCGAAGGAAGAUACUCUUACCUUGGGCACGCUCAGGAUCUAUAGCAAUGGCCUACGGCAGCCCCACUUUCAUUUCAAUGCCAAUGAGAUGGGAUAUGUCAUCAGUGGGUGCGGAAAGGUGGGUGUUAUUGUUUCACCUGCACUCACUACUGACUUCACCAUUGGCGUUGGAGAUGUUGUGUUUUUCCCAGUUGGAACCCAACACUACAUCAAGAGCACGUGUGAUGAGGAUCUGCUUUUCAUUUUAGCAUUCAGCACUGGGGACCAGCUACAAACUCUUGAUAUGGAUGACUAUUUCCAUGCCACAGCAGACCAUAUACUAGCCCAACUUUUCUUCAAAAAACAAGAGGAGUUUAAGAAGAUUCCAAGGUUUAAUGAGGACCAGGCAAUUAAUCUACCUGAGCAACUGCAACAACACCAAAAGUCCACAUGAAAUCACUUGUUGUUAAUAACGUUAAUGCUGCAUUGGAAGAGUUUUUCAAGUUGUAUACUUCUUUAUAAAGUAAAA